GCCGGGCAAGAGGAAGACCUCCGGAAGCUCCCAGCGCAGCGCGGCUGUGUGCGGCCUGUGCGAAAAGGCGCAUUGGAACCUGUUUCCCGGGCGGGCGCCGAGCAGAAACCUCGAACUGAUAAGCCUCCUGUAACCUGGAGCCUCUACAAGGCAGCGAAGACAGUACCAUUUUCUCAGCGGCCGGUAAUAUAAGAACUGCCCUCCUAAGAAAGUGAUAAGUCAUGGGAACAGUCUGAGGAAGAAAAGUUGUGAGCAUGAAGGAUGUGCUUUUCUGUUGGAAAGAAAUAUCUAACAAACAGGAGUCUAUCCUGAACUUAGAUCUACAUUUUGGGAGCUUAUUUUAGAAAAGAUCUAAGUUUUAAAAAUUCUCAAUGGACAGACAGAGAAAAGAGGGUCUUUGCCAACUCCUUUGGACUUCUGCAGUAAGAAUGUCUUUUCCCCCUCAUUUGAAUCGCCCUCCCAUGGGAAUCCCAGCACUCCCACCAGGGAUCCCACCCCCACAGUUCCCAGGCUUUCCUCCACCAGUGCCUCCAGGGACCCCAAUGAUUCCUGUACCAAUGAGCAUUAUGGCUCCUGCUCCAACUGUCUUAGUACCCACUGUAUCCAUGGUUGGAAAGCAUUUGGGAGCAAGAAAGGAUCAUCCAGGUUUAAAGGCUAAAGAAAAUGAUGAAAAUUGUGGUCCUACUACUACAGUUUUUGUUGGAAACAUUUCUGAGAAAGCCUCAGACAUGCUUAUACGACAGCUCUUAGCUAAAUGUGGUUUGGUUUUGAGCUGGAAGAGAGUACAAGGUGCUUCUGGAAAACUUCAAGCCUUUGGAUUCUGUGAAUAUAAGGAGCCUGAAUCUACCCUCCGUGCACUCAGAUUAUUACAUGACCUGCAGAUUGGAGAGAAGAAGUUGCUUGUUAAAGUUGAUGCCAAAACAAAGGCACAACUAGAUGAAUGGAAAGCAAAGAAGAAAGCUUCUAAUGGGAAUGCCAGGCCCGAAACUGUCACUAAUGAUGAUGAAGAAGCUUUAGAUGAAGAGACCAAAAGAAGAGAUCAGAUGAUUAAGGGGGCCAUUGAAGUUUUAAUACGAGAAUACUCCAGUGAGCUAAAUGCCCCCUCACAAGAGUCUGACUCUCAUCCCAGGAAGAAGAAAAAGGAAAAGAAGGAGGACAUUUUCCGCAGAUUUCCAGUGGCCCCACUGAUCCCUUAUCCGCUCAUCGCUAAGGAGGAUAUAAAUGCUAUAGAAAUGGAAGAAGACAAAAGAGACCUGAUAUCUCGAGAGAUCAGCAAAUUCAGAGAUACACACAAGAAACUGGAAGAAGAGAAAGGCAAAAAGGAAAAAGAAAGACAGGAAAUUGAGAAAGAACGGAGAGAAAGAGAGAGGGAGCGUGAAAGGGAACGAGAAAGGCGAGAACGGGAACGAGAAAGGGAAAGAGAACGUGAACGAGAAAAGGAGAAGGAACGGGAGCGGGAACGAGAACGGGAUAGGGACCGAGACCGGACAAAGGAGAGAGAUCGGGACCGAGAUCGAGAAAGAGAUCGGGACCGGGAUCGAGAAAGGAGCUCAGAUCGAAAUAAGGAUCGGAGUCGGUCAAGAGAAAAGAGCAGAGACCGUGAAAGGGAACGGGAGCGGGAAAGAGAGAGAGAGCGAGAAAGGGAACGUGAGAGAGAACGCGAGCGUGAGAGAGAGCGCGAGAGGGAACGGGAACGCGAAAGAGAGAAAGACAAGAAACGAGAUCGUGAAGAAGAUGAAGAAGAUGCAUAUGAACGAAGAAAACUUGAAAGAAAACUCCGAGAGAAAGAAGCUGCUUAUCAAGAGCGACUUAAAAAUUGGGAAAUCAGAGAACGAAAAAAAACUCGGGAAUAUGAGAAAGAGGCUGAAAGAGAAGAAGAAAGAAGAAGAGAAAUGGCUAAAGAGGCUAAACGACUAAAAGAAUUCUUAGAAGAUUAUGAUGAUGAUAGAGAUGAUCCCAAAUAUUACAGGGGGAGUGCUCUUCAGAAAAGGUUGCGUGAUAGGGAAAAGGAAAUGGAAGCGGAUGAACGAGAUAGGAAGAGAGAAAAGGAGGAGCUUGAGGAAAUCAGGCAACGCCUUCUGGCAGAAGGGCACCCAGAUCCGGAUGCAGAGCUCCAGAGGAUGGAACAAGAGGCUGAGAGGCGCAGACAACCACAAAUAAAGCAAGAGCCAGAAUCAGAGGAAGAAGAAGAAGAAAAGCAAGAAAAGGAAGAAAAACGAGAAGAACCUAUAGAAGAGGAAGAGGAGCCUGAGCAAAAGCCUUGUCUGAAACCUACUCUGAGGCCCAUCAGCUCCGCCCCAUCUGUUUCCUCUGCCAGUGGCAAUGCAACACCCAACACUCCUGGGGACGAGUCUCCCUGUGGUAUUAUAAUUCCUCAUGAAAACUCACCAGAUCAACAGCAACCUGAGGAACAUAGGCCAAAAAUAGGAUUAAGUCUUAAACUGGGUGCUUCUAAUAGUCCUGGUCAGCCUAAUUCUGUGAAAAGGAAGAAGCUACCUGUAGAUAGUGUAUUUAAUAAAUUUGACGAUGAAGAUAGUGAUGAUGUGCCACGCAAAAGGAAACUGGUUCCAUUGGAUUAUGGUGAAGAUGAUAAAAAUGCUGCCAAAGGCACUGUGAACACUGAAGAAAAGCGCAAACAUAUAAAGAGUCUCAUUGAGAAGAUCCCAACAGCCAAACCUGAGCUCUUUGCUUAUCCUCUGGAUUGGUCUAUUGUGGAUUCUAUACUGAUGGAACGACGAAUUAGACCAUGGAUUAAUAAAAUCAUAGAAUAUAUAGGUGAAGAAGAAGCUACAUUAGUUGAUUUUGUUUGUUCAAAGGUUAUGGCUCAUAGUUCACCUCAGAGCAUUUUAGAUGAUGUUGCCAUGGUACUUGAUGAAGAAGCAGAAGUUUUUAUAGUAAAAAUGUGGAGAUUAUUGAUAUAUGAAACAGAAGCCAAGAAAAUUGGUCUUGUGAAGUAAAACUCUUUUUACACUUAGGAUUCCAUUUCAUUUAUCUUAUUUCUCAUCCUUUAAAGGAUUUUGAAUUUUUCUUUGUCUUCAAAGACAUUUGUGAGAUCUGUAAUUUUUUUUAAUGUAGAAAAUGUGAAUUUUUUUUUUUUGGUCCUCUAAUUUGUUAAUGACUUAUGUACUCCCUUGGUUGUAAAGUCACCUGAAUCCUUGGUUCUCUUUAUACUCACCAGGUACAAAUUACUGGUAUGUUUUAUAAGCUGCAGCUACUGUACACAGCCUAUCUAAUAUAAUCUUGUUCUGCUGAUUUGUUCCUUGUAAAUAUUAAAAUGACUCCCCAAUUCUUUUGCAGAAUUUCACUUAAUAUUGACUUGUACUGUAUAAGAAACAACAUGAAUGAUUUUAGUUGAAAGAAUACCAUUCAUAUCUAUUACCACUUCUGCCCCCUUGGAUCAGAAAUGGCAAGGCGUCAUGAGGCAUGGAAGUUAAAAUUAGAAUGCAAAAAUUAGCAGACAAUCUGUUCCUAUAGUAUGUAUCUGUAUGAAUGUGUUUGUGUGAAUGUAUGUAUAAAACUAUUCCCUAAUUUACUUACCGAAGCAUAAAGAAAAAUGAUACUGUAUGAAUCCAAAUGUCUGGUAUAAUUAGGUUAUUAGUUUCCCAGAGCAUGGCAUUCUUCUGUGGUGAGCAACAGUCUCUAAAUAGGGCUUUCCUAGUUGAUAGCUGGCUGUUUCUGCUUCCCUUUUAAUGGAGAGUAGAUCAUGGUGACAUUACCCUCCACAGUGACCUAUUUUCAUUGCUCAGAAAUGUUCUGGAAAGUUUAGUUUUGCACUAGCUGGCCCUUAGUUUUCAAAAAUCUUCAUUCCAAAAGCAAAGUGAAAACUAAGAACCUUUAAAAACAAAUGGGGCUAGUAAUGUAGCUUAGUGGUAGGGCUCAUGCUUUGCAUGCUGGAGGCUCCCUAGGUUUUAUUCACCAGCACCAAAAAUUUAAAAAUAAAGACAAAAGAUAAAAUUAGGCAAGUUAACAAGGCUAGACGAGUUUGACAAAACAGAAUUCAGUGUGGCAAUUUACAAAGUUUACAUCUUAUUUCCAGAGAUAAAUUCAUUCAAGGCAGUAAGACCAGACCAACCACUAAUUUUUACCUAUUCUCAUUAAAGUUUAUUCCUGGGGCCAGGGAUUUAGCUCAGUGGCACUGCGCCUGCCUUGCAAGUGCAAGGCCUGGAGUUUGAUCCGCGGCACCAGAAAAAAAUCAAUAGUUUAUUCUGAUGCUAUGUUUAGAGAUAUACCUGUGGGUUUUUUAAAUUGUGGGUCAGAGUUUCAGCAGGGAGCAAAAUUUGCCUGCAAAUGUAACAAGUUUUAAACAGUUUUUAACACAAUUUAAGUGCAGUAAUUUCCCUAUUUAUUUCAAAAGAAGAUAAAGUUUGGUCUGUUAGAAAAGCUUAAUUGUGAGAUUGAGUUAACUAGAUUUUUUUACUUAAGACAUUUGAAAACACUGUAUUUAACACCGAACCAUGGUAUGGUUCCAUUAUGUAAAUAUUUCACAUAUUAAAAAUGUAUAUAUUUGAUCUUGGGAGACUCAUUCUUUCAGAGUCUUGUAAAUAAAUGGUAUCACUUUGUAAUUGUUCAGUGCAUACUAGAGAACUUAGCCUGGAAAUAUGGGCUGAAUGUUUUAGUGGACUUGAUUUUUUAUGACUUGGUAUGAGAAGGUCAAAGAGGCCAUUUAUCUUAUGUUGGGUGAAUCUACUGUACAUCUGUGAAAAUAUGUAGUGUUAAAAUAUUCAAAAUUUUGAUACCAAAAGAAUAUUUGAGAAAGAUGUCCUUUGACAUUUGAGCAUUUGCUUACUGCCCUUAGAUUCAGCCCCUUUCCAGACUGAGACUUUUGUUCAAGCAGUUUAUUUUGGCCUCUUGUCUUAACACACUGUAGAGUUGCUACUUCUGAGGUAUUUUAGGUUGUUUUUAUUUAGUCAGUAUUAGCUUAAAGGUUUAGUCACAUAGAUUUAAUUUAUCUUACUGGUGUCUUUUCCUGCUCUUUUAUCUAUGCUUAUCUUAAAGGGCCUCUCUAAAAACUAGGGAUGUCACCUAAAAUCCGUAGGAAUUAGAUACCUUUUAUACUGCAAAACACCUCCAGUGAGGUUUAUGGUAGGAACUCAAAAUUCAUAAAUCAACAUUUCUUUAGCAGAGCAGAAAUGGUCAUGGUAAGUUUAUUAAAAACCACAAAAUUAAUAGCAUAAUGGUAGUUCAAAUCAAGUUUUACCACUAAGCUUCAUAUAAAAUCUUGUUUUCUGUUUCUUGUCUUUGACAAUUGGAUAUAAAGAAUUGGACAUGUAUAAAGUGACAUAUUCUAAUGUCUGGGAAAAUAGACCUAAAAUAUUUCUGUUAAA
Molecule: messenger RNA, 5324 nt
Organism: Heterocephalus glaber (naked mole-rat)
Lineage: Eukaryota; Metazoa; Chordata; Mammalia; Rodentia; Bathyergidae
Gene: Rbm25
Product: RNA binding motif protein 25
Biological process (GO): regulation of alternative mRNA splicing, via spliceosome
Cellular component (GO): spliceosomal complex
Molecular function (GO): mRNA binding
Source: RefSeq, a predicted model, not a curated record